AUGCAUGCCGCCCGCGCACCCGGUGUGGUUGUGAUGUCAUGGUGGUGGACACUGGCGGUGCUCGUGGUUUCACAGCCCGUCCGCGCCGCGCCCCGGGCGGCCACCGGUGAGAUAUUUUACAGCUACCAGAUGUCACGCAAAUCAUGCGUCGCCGGGGGCGCACGGGGUGCUUGCAUGUGGGUGCAAGAAUGCAAUCGAGUUGGAGGCAAACAUGCGGGUGUUUGCGUGGACGGAUUUAUGUUCGGUUCGUGUUGCAGACUACCCGAAAAACCGAUUGUUAUAGAAGAAUCACAAAGUCCAAUUACCAUCACAGAACGACCGUUUGACAUCGCCAUCAACCGAACGAACGCAGGUCCCGUCUCGGCCUCCAACACAAACCCAACGCCCUUCGUUCAUGACAAAACCCAUAGAUGGCGCGCCGUCAAAUAG
Leptosia nina is the source of this 429-nucleotide messenger RNA. The record is from the annotation of a GenBank genome assembly. Lineage: Eukaryota; Metazoa; Arthropoda; Insecta; Lepidoptera; Pieridae.